GGUCCUGUCGGGGUCAGGGGUCACGCUGCACAUUUCCGCACAUGGAUCUGAGCAGAUUUAUGGAGCCGUGACAAAGGUUUGCGUUUGACAGCUCCCUGCACGUCUAAGUCAGAAUGCACUGUCCAGGCUGAGCAGAACAUGAGGGAGUGGUGGCUUCACGUGGGACUCCUGUGUCUCCCCCUGGUGGCCGUGUACCUGCACAUCCCCCCUCCGCAGCUCUCCCCCGCCCUCAACAAGUGGCACUCGGCCGGGGAGCACUUCCACUUCAGAGGACACAAGGUUUUCUACAGAGAUUCAUCUGGAGCUUUGGGGAGUUCAGACGUCGUCAUUCUGCUGCACGGUUUCCCCACGUCCAGCUACGACUGGAUCAAGAUCUGGGAGCCUCUGAAUCAGCGUUUCCACAGAGUCAUCGCUUUGGACUUUCUGGGAUUUGGCUUCAGUGACAAACCUCGGCCACAUAAAUACUCCAUCUUCGAGCAGGCCAGUCUGGUGGAGGCUCUGGUCUCACAUCUGGGCCUGAACCAGCACAAAGUCAACCUGGUGUCCCACGACUACGGAGACACGGUCGCUCUGGAGCUGCUCUACAGGAGUGACCAGAACCGGAGCGGACGUCUGCAUUUAAACAGUCUGUGUCUGUCCAAUGGAGGAUUAUUCCCAGAGACACAUCAUCCUCGACUACUACAAAUCCUUCUCAAAGAUUAUCGUUUACUUUCUACUGUCCUGACACGACUCACAAACUACAUGGUCUUCCAGCGAGGGGUCGGUGAAGUGUUCGGUCCGUACACGCAGCCCACGGACGCGGAGUUCUGGGACAUGUGGACCGGUCUACGCUUCAACGACGGAAACUUGGUAUUAGACAGCCUCCUGCAGUACAUAAACCAGAGGCUGAAGCACAGGGAGCGGUGGGUGGGCGCUCUGUCUUCCACCUCGGUCCCGCUUCACAUAAUCUACGGACCCCUAGACCCGGUCAACCCUCACCCACAGUUCAUACGACUUUAUCAGAAGCUGGUCCCGAGAUCCACCAUCACCGUUUUGGAUGAACACAUAAGUCACUACCCUCAGCUGGAGGACCCCCAAGGUUUCCUCAACGCGUAUUUUAAUUUCAUUCACUCUUUCUGAAUAAAAAGUCAAAAUGUCACCGGGAUGUUUCAAAUGUGAGCCAAAGUUACCAAAAAUGUGUUGAAGACUUGUGAUUGUAGUGACGAAAUGCUGCAGCGAGCUACUGAACAAAAACGCUGAGUUUCAAGGGGCUGUGUUAUGCUUUAUUGUGUUUACGAAAUGGAUUUAAAGCUACACUGUAACUUUUCUGCCCAUAGACUCUUUGUUUGUAUAAAUGGACAUAGCGACCCUGUUUCUGUCUCCAUCAAUUCACUUUUUAUUGAAAAUUUAACUGGAGCCGCUCACUGAGUCCACUUCUUUACACAGUCUAUGGUUUAGGGCCUGCUUGUCGCCAUGGAGAUGUCACCGUUUUGCCUGGAAUGUCCCACAGUGUGGCAUUAAACUUAUGUAUCUUGCAUUUAUUCCAUUUUGUAUUGAUAAAGAGAUGCGUCGCAAACGGAGCGCGACGUUGCUUCUCCGUCCAACUUGGCCCGAUGAUCGCCUGCUUGUCUCCAUGGAUACGUUUAAUGCCAUACUGAGGAACAUCCCAAUAGCAUCUGAGUUAAAGCAGCGUUUUUGAGACAGAUGAUUGGCCAGCUUCCAAAAACUGGACCUUUCCUGUGUUUAUAUCCGAGGGGGCCCGUGUGUGGCUCCUUGUCCCGGGGCCUCCACGUUUCUGUCGACGGGCCUGAAUCAGACUUAUGUGGGUACAGUGGCUGAGUCCUGCCUCUUAUCAAGAUGGUCCUGGGUUCAAUUCUCCAUAGAUUUUCUGUGUAGUAGAUUCAGAAACGCAGCAACAGAAAAUACAAUUGUUUAAAAACCCAAAUUAAUUGUUUUGUUAUUGGCUGAUAAAACAAAUCUCGUCGCAUAAUAUUGCCCCUUCGUGAUUCAAUUUUGGGAUUUUGAUUCACUUCAAGGACAAAAAGCCCCGUUUCCAUAAACACAUGUAAAAAAAAAAGGAAAAAGAAAAAAAAAUUCAUUGUGUGUCUAGAUUUGAACUAUUUCGUUUAGACAAAAUAAAAAAUAGUUUUGUAUUU
This is a messenger RNA of Periophthalmus magnuspinnatus, 2135 nucleotides long. It is a transcript of the gene mest, whose product is annotated as mesoderm specific transcript. The transcript has 12 exons. NCBI's taxonomy places the organism in Eukaryota, Metazoa, Chordata, Actinopteri, Gobiiformes, Gobiidae. The record is from RefSeq and is a predicted model, not a curated record. Gene Ontology annotation, molecular function: catalytic activity. Bases 139 to 1119 code for a protein of 326 amino acids.